AUGAGAGAAUUAUUCAAAAUGGGAGAACAGAAAAUCCUUAUGAGAUUUCUUAUGGCUAUGGCGCUUCAGUGCUUACAACAGAUGAGCGGAGGAAAUCUAAUUUCGGUCUAUUCUACUAUUCUUUAUCAAGAGAAUCUUGGAAUGAGUGGAACAUUAUCCAGAAUUUUGUCUGGUUGUACUUUGACAUUCAAGUUCUUUUGUGGAUUUAUUGCCUUUUUCACUGUUGACAGAUUUGGUCGACGUCCAUUGAUUGCGGCUAGUGGUACUGGAAUGGCGUGCUGUAUGAUGUUCCUUGCUAUUUCAACGUCCCAGAAGCACAAUAGCCAUGCUAACAUUGCAUCAGUGUUUUUCAUCUUUGCUUUCAAUUUUUUCAUUCCAAUUGGAUUUUUGGGAUUGAAUUGGUUGUAUGUGGUGGAAAUCAGUCCUACUCGGUUUAGAAACCAUAUUGCUGCUUUCUCCUCGGCGAAUAAUUGGAUAUGGAACUUUGUGGUAACAAUGAUUACACCUAUUGCAAUUCAGUCGAUCGACUACAGAUACUACAUUAUUUAUGCUGUUAUCGGCUUUUUGAUUCCAUUCAUGGUUUAUUUCUUCUUCCCCAAGACUGCAGGAUUGACUUUGGAAGCAAUUGAUUUGGUCUUCAUAAAAGCCAACUCUCCUUUUGAUGUUGUUGCAACUGCAAAGAGGGAAAGAAAGUUUCUCUUGAAUGGAGAUCAGACCCAGAACUUACACGCUGAAAUGUUGGAAAAGGCAGAGGUUCUGGUAGUUGACCGAGCAAGUAUGGAUUCGAAAAAUGAAAGAGGUAAUAAACCUUAA
Molecule: messenger RNA, 813 nt
Organism: Meyerozyma guilliermondii ATCC 6260
Lineage: Eukaryota; Fungi; Ascomycota; Pichiomycetes; Serinales; Debaryomycetaceae
Exons: 1
Coding region: 1-813 (270 amino acids)
Biological process (GO): transmembrane transport; carbohydrate transport
Cellular component (GO): membrane
Molecular function (GO): carbohydrate:proton symporter activity
Source: RefSeq, a predicted model, not a curated record